Messenger RNA from Hirsutella rhossiliensis, 1473 nucleotides. RefSeq names its product cation efflux family domain-containing protein. The record is from RefSeq and is a predicted model, not a curated record. Bases 1 to 1473 code for a protein of 490 amino acids. Gene Ontology annotation, biological process: transmembrane transport; monoatomic cation transport. The transcript has a single exon. Gene Ontology annotation, cellular component: membrane. Lineage: Eukaryota; Fungi; Ascomycota; Sordariomycetes; Hypocreales; Ophiocordycipitaceae. Gene Ontology annotation, molecular function: monoatomic cation transmembrane transporter activity.
AUGGUCGGCAAGCGAACACUUGCCCCAGACGCGGGCACCAACAGGCACAAGAUGGCCGUGAGGCGACGGAGAAGGCAUCACCUUCUCGGCGGCGGCGACGAAGACAUCGAAAGCCGCCGCCCUUGCGGAUCCGCCGCGCAGGUCCGGCCCCGAGGAGUCCGGCCCCGCCUCUUCCGCUUCCACGAUGCCUCGCCCGCUGCCGCUGCCGCUUCGGCUGACAGCACCGACGACGACGACGACGACGACGGCCGGCGCGAGGAGGAACUCAAGCACGCGCUGCUGCACGGCAUCGACCGCGACGGCCUCGAGCAGUUCCGCAAGACCGACGACGAGCUCGCGGCCAUGGGCAACAAAAAGGUGCGCGCCUUUUACCGCGCGCAAAACGAGCGCCUCAACGACUGGCUCGAGGUCGACGCCGUCGUCAUGGCCCUCGCUGACGACGUGCUCGAGUCGAUGAACCCGGACCCGGACCAUGACGGCGACCAGGAGCGCGUCGGCGCCCUGCAGCGCGUCGAGGGCAACAUCGGUGACCUGCUGCCGGACGAGGAACGGGUCAGGCGGAGGACGGCGGCGCGGCGUGCGGCGUGGGCCAUCAACGUCAACGUCGUCGCAAACGUGCUGCUCCUGACCGGCAAGGGAUUUGCGGCGCUGACGACGGGCUCGCUCUCGCUGAUUGCUUCGCUCGUCGACUCGGGCCCUGAUCUGCUGUGCACUCUCAUCGUCUGGACGACCAACAAGAUUGUCCUGUGGCGGCUCAGCGCCCUCCGCAAGCGCUUUCCCGUCGGCCGGCGGCGCCUCGAGUCGCUCGGCAUCCUCGUCUUCUCCAUCAUCAUGGUCAUCUCCUUUCUGCAGAUCCUGCAGGAGUCCAUCACCCGCCUCAUCCCCCCCCAUAGCGAGGCCGAGAAGCUGGGCCCGGGCGCCAUAUCCGCCCUCGUGGCCACCAUUGUGGUCAAGGGCGCCAUCGGCGUCUUCUGCCGGCCCAUCCGGACGCCGCAGGUGCAGGCGCUGGUGCAGGACUGCAAGACGGACGUCGUCUUCAACUCGCUCUCGCUGCUGUUCCCCUUGGUCGGCUACCACGCCAACGUGUGGUGGCUGGACCCCGUCGGUGCCGGCCUCCUGUCCCUCUUCAUCAUCUACGACUGGGGCCACACAUCGUUUGAGAAUGUGGUCCGCCUGUCGGGCGAGGCCGUCGACAACCACACCUUGCGCAAGCUCGUCUACAUGGCCUACCGCUUCUCGCCCGUCGUCGAGGGCGUCAAGUCCAUCACGGCCUACCACGCGGGUGACGGCGUCUGGGCUGAGUUUGACCUCUUGCUCGACGGCAAGACGAGGCUCAGCCGCUCCCACGACAUUGCCGAGACGCUGCAAUACUGUGCCGAGGGGCUGGCGGGCGUUGACAGGGCCUUUGUGUCGACCGAUUAUGCCGCCGUCGGGCCUACGGGACAUGCUCAAGACACGGAGAGGAAUCACUGA